CAAUACGGGUACGGCGUUAAGUAAACGUAAACAAAUUUAAUUUUAGCCUGCUGUUCAGUAGUUGUCGGCAUAUACCAUAUUUACAGCUACAGUAGACAGUGAAUAUCAACAUGUCACACAACAUAAACUGCUGUGCCCAACCAAGGGUCGUAUCAUUACGGAAUAUUACGAAUGAUCAACACAUAUGUGGGGCCACUCUACUUUCACCGUUGUUUGCUGUAACAGCCGCCCACUGCGCUCAACGCGACCCCCUUCAGUACACACUCCAGAUCAACAACUAUUGUCAUCAAUCGCCUCCGAAAGCCCAGGUGUUGGAAAUCAUCACGCAUCAACUUUAUGACAGGUUAUCGUUAGCUCACGAUAUUUCUUUGCUACGUAUUAAUAUCGACUCGGAUGAUGUAGCAUGGCUUAACCACACUGUAUUACCGAAAUCAUCGUUCGGUUUAGCAGGUGAAUGUAUGAUUUACGGUUAUGGCUAUAAUGAUUUGAACACUAAGAAAACAUCUGAGACGCUGUCAGUUGCAAAAGCGACGCUCGUAUCUUUAGAUAAGUGCAAACAAAUAUUGGGACCCGUCGCUCCCGAAUAUGACCACGGAAUGUUAUGUGCGGUUGGCAUUGAAGCUGAUUCAUGUCAGGGUGAUUCUGGUGGUCCCCUAAUAUGUAAAGACUCCGAAAUUCAAGGAAUUAGCAGUUAUGGAUUAAGCUGUGGAGUGCCAGGGGUACCUGCAGUAUAUACUAGUAUUGGUUCUCAUUUGCAAUGGAUACGUGAAGUUACUAACAUCAGAUGAUUCUAAAACUACAAAAAAUAUUAUAUACAUUGAAGUCUCUAUAACAGGAAAACAUAGUAGAUAAAUAUAGAUCAUCCUACAAGAAUAUGUAGUCACACAAACACAUAUUAUGUAUUUUUUUCUGCUUCUAAUAUCAAAAGAGACUUAUAUA
Molecule: messenger RNA, 939 nt
Organism: Achroia grisella
Lineage: Eukaryota; Metazoa; Arthropoda; Insecta; Lepidoptera; Pyralidae
Product: enteropeptidase-like
Exons: 5
Coding region: 111-788 (225 amino acids)
Biological process (GO): proteolysis
Molecular function (GO): serine-type endopeptidase activity
Source: RefSeq, a predicted model, not a curated record